AUGCGUACUCGUUUCUCCCCCAUGAUCAUCCUCUUUGGAACUUCGCAUGAGCAGCUCAUUCUUUGGCAUCGCACCUCUGGGAAUAUCAUCAUGUUAUUCCUACUUACCCAUGGAGUGCUGUAUCUCAAUUACUACAUUGUUUCCGGUACCUUGAUCGAACAUUUGCAGGGUCUUCAUGCCUCAACAGGAGUAAUCGCCGUAUCACUAGGUGCUGGUUUGGCGGGUACAAGCCUCGAUGCUAUCCGAAAAUGGAGCUACCGCGUUUUCUUUCUCUGUCACCUCACCAUUGGCUUGGGAAUUAUGCCAAUUUUGUUUUUCCACGCAAGUCCCCUUCGUCUAUACACGAUUGAAGCCCUGGCAUUAUUCAUUCUAGAUCGCAUUCUCCGUCGCUUGGACACAGUCACUGAACCUGUGACAAUCACCCAAAUACCCCACACAGAUCUCAUGAAGAUUCAAGUCCCUAUCGCGUCAUCCAAGCUGAGCCGUUUCGAAUUCAAUCCCGGCCAACAUGUGUACGUCGCUAUGCCAUCGGAAAAAAGUUCAAAAAUCAGCAAGCGCCUACUUUCAAAUCCAUUCACAGUCGCCAAGGUAUCAUCGACUGGCAUCACAUUAGUUCUUCGUGCUUUGCAGGGUCCAACCACCCAGAGCUUAUGGUUACACGCACGACGUUUUCACAGUAAGCCCCUACUCAGCAUUGAAGGGCCAUACGGAUGUCCCAUCAGCAUCCCCAAUCUCAUCACGAAUUUCGACCGUAUUCUUCUCGUCGCAGGUGGCAUUGGCGCUACUUUUACAUGGCCUAUCUAUGGGGCUCUGCGGGAACAACUAGAAGCUGAAUCUCGGGAUCCAGAUCAACUCAAUUUCAUAUGGGCAGUGAGAUCAUCUGCGGAAGCUAGUUGGAUCAGCGAUUCUGAAGAGCAGGCUUUCUCAGAGGAUCCGAAUAUUCAAAUUUAUCUGACGCGACAUCAUGACUUGGCGGAAUCAUUAGAUCACGAGCUUUCCGAUGAAGGGAUAGAGAUGGAUGACAUGCAUACAAAUCCUGGAUUGAUUGGAGGAAUCAAGCCGAGGAUUGGAAGGCCAUUUUUGAAAGAUAUUGUUGAACAGAUAUUCGGUAUAAAUACUGGAGAACGUGUUGCGGUUCUCUUCUGUGGGCCACAGGGCAUGGGGCGUGAAUUGCGAACACAUGUGCGCGGAUGGACUGUGCAGGGACGAGAUGUCAUGUGGCAUGAAGAAAGUUUUGGAAUGUAG
Messenger RNA from Penicillium angulare, 1245 nucleotides. RefSeq names its product ferric reductase family protein. The record is from RefSeq and is a predicted model, not a curated record. NCBI's taxonomy places the organism in Eukaryota, Fungi, Ascomycota, Eurotiomycetes, Eurotiales, Aspergillaceae. The coding region runs from base 1 to 1245 and encodes 414 amino acids. Gene Ontology annotation, cellular component: plasma membrane. Gene Ontology annotation, biological process: iron ion transport; intracellular iron ion homeostasis; copper ion import. The transcript has a single exon. Gene Ontology annotation, molecular function: ferric-chelate reductase activity.